GGUUCUAGGCGUGCGUGCGACUCUCGCUCGCGUCCGCGCCUCAAACGGCAUUGAGCUCGCGUUGCGUUCGCGCGUUCCGCACCGGCGUCUCGCAGCGCGGUUCUCCCGAGUGCUUGGUGUGAGAGUGGCCGGCGGAUACCGCCUGCAGGACUUCAGGAAGGCGAUGGCCGGCAACAAUGGUGGCAAUAUCGUCGCCGAGUGGCUGCGCUCGUUGCACCUCGGCCAGUACGCUGAAUCCUUCAUCGACAACGGCUACGACGACCUGGAGAUCUGCAAGCAGGUGGGCGACCCAGACCUAGACGCUAUCGGUGUCUUCAAUCCGACACACCGCGCCCGCCUACUGCAGUCGGUACGCACGCUGCGCGAAGAAGGCGCCGCGAGCGUCUAUUUUUCGCUGGAGGAGAGUGUCGCGGUACACGAGGAGUGUUUGUGCGAUAAUGUGAGUGCGCGGUCGUCGCGGACCUCGUCAGGCCGGUGCUCCGAGAAGGAACAGUGCGGUGGCAUUGGAGCACCCGCUGCGUCGCCGGCUGCCUCCUCGUCAGCGGACAGUGGGCCCGAGUUGGCCAAGUACGUCGAUGAGUACGAAGAGGGUAAAGCCGAACUGGUCAAGAUACCACGCAUGCAGUUGAAGAUACUUCUUCGGGACAAACUCGCUCACGAUGGCAUCAAGUUGACCUGUCAGCCCUACACUACUCCGGUAAGUCUUUUUUAUCAUCAUAGACCUUCCCCUUCGGUUGUUAGCACUGUCAGCGGUGCUUAACACGUCUUUGCACGUUCGCAGACAGUCGUUAACCCUAA
Molecule: messenger RNA, 798 nt
Organism: Dalotia coriaria
Lineage: Eukaryota; Metazoa; Arthropoda; Insecta; Coleoptera; Staphylinidae
Product: sterile alpha motif domain-containing protein 5-like
Exons: 1
Coding region: 164-760 (198 amino acids)
Molecular function (GO): protein binding
Source: RefSeq, a predicted model, not a curated record